Molecule: messenger RNA, 948 nt
Organism: Botrytis sinoallii
Lineage: Eukaryota; Fungi; Ascomycota; Leotiomycetes; Helotiales; Sclerotiniaceae
Exons: 3
Coding region: 1-948 (315 amino acids)
Molecular function (GO): catalytic activity
Source: RefSeq, a predicted model, not a curated record
AUGGGACACUUAGAAGGAACAACAAAAGUUGCAGUAACACAAGCAGAACCGGAAUGGUUGGACCUUGAGAAGGCUGUGGAGAAGACCUGUCGGCUUAUAGUUGAAGCAGCUACGAAUGGAGCGAAGCUCAUUACUUUCCCCGAAUGCUGGAUACCUGGGUGCCGCCCUGUUGAUUUCAAACUGUCUGCAAUAUACAUCAAAAACUCGUUGCAAAUCAACUCUCCUCAGAUGGCACAAAUUUGUGCUUGUGCAGCUGAAAACAACAUCACUGUGUCAAUUGGAUUCUCGGAAAAUGACAAUAACUCUCUAUAUAUUUCGCAGGCAAUCAUAAGGAACGAUGGCAAAAUUAUAAUGGCAAGAAGAAAAAUAAAGCCUACUCAUAUGGAGAGGACUGUAUUUGGAGAUGCAUCCGGCAAUUCCUUGAAGAAUGUAGCAGAAGUUCCAGGCAUUGGAAGGAUUGGUGCUUUGGCAUGCUGGGAGCAUACUCAACCACUAUUAAAGUAUAAUACAAUACUUCAGAAAGAAGAUUUCCAUGUGGCUGCUUGGCCACCCGCUUUCGAACACGACGGAGGUCCAGGAUUAUGGUCGUUGUCUAAGGAAGGCAUCCAUAGUUUAUCACAAACAUACGCAAUCGAAUCUCAAACAUUCGUUCUUCACACAACAGCUGUUUUGACUCAGAAUGGCAUUGAUAUAAUGGACACGGGCGCUGGUGCUUUAUUGAACACCCCGGGGGGAGGAAAUUCGGCAAUUUUUGGUCCGGAUGGUCGAAAACUCUCUACGGACAUACCAGAAGCUGAAGAGGGUAUAAUAUAUGCGGAUUUAGAUCUAGAUGAUAUACUCAAGAGCAAAGCAUUCAUAGAUGUCGGUGGCCAUUAUAGUCGCCCGGAUAUGCUAUGGCUUGGCGUCGACGACAGAGAAAAGAAACAUUCUCGGACUCAGGAAGAAUGA